UUCGGGAGCCAGAUUUUUUUCCUUUCCCCUGGCAGUCCCUUCCGCUUCCCCGGCUCCUGGCGUGACAUCUGCGGACCGGGGACCUGUAUGUGUGUGCGCGCCAAGGAGCGGAAGAAUGGCAGUGCUCAAACUCACCGACCAGCCACCAUUGGUCCAAGCAAUCUUCAGCGGUGAUCCAGAGGAGAUACGGAUGCUCAUCUACAAAACGGAAGAUGUGAAUGCUCUGGAUUCUGAGAAGCGAACCCCGCUUCACGUGGCUGCAUUUCUGGGAGAUGCAGAGAUCAUUGAACUCCUGAUUCUGUCAGGAGCUCGUGUGAAUGCCAAGGACAACAUGUGGCUGACCCCGCUGCACCGGGCUGUUGCCUCCAGAAGUGAAGAAGCAGUGCAAGUGUUGAUUAAGCACUCGGCUGACGUCAACGCGAGGGACAAGAACUGGCAGACCCCGCUCCACGUGGCAGCAGCCAAUAAGGCCAUCAAGUGUGCGGAAGUCAUCAUUCCCCUGCUGAGCAGCGUCAAUGUCUCUGACCGAGGGGGACGCACAGCCUUGCACCAUGCUGCUCUGAAUGGCCAUGUGGAGAUGGUUAAUUUACUCUUGGCCAAAGGGGCAAACAUCAAUGCGUUUGACAAGAAGGACCGGCGUGCUCUGCACUGGGCAGCUUAUAUGGGCCACCUGGAUGUUGUGGCGUUGCUCGUUAACCACGGCGCGGAAGUGACGUGUAAGGAUAAGAAGGGCUACACGCCCCUGCAUGCUGCGGCCUCCAACGGGCAGAUCAGCGUUGUCAAGCAUCUCCUGAAUCUGGGGGUGGAGAUUGAUGAAAUCAAUGUGUAUGGAAAUACGGCCCUCCACCUGGCCUGCUACAACGGGCAGGAUGCUGUAGUCAACGAGCUGACCGACUACGGUGCUAACGUGAACCAGCCGAACAACAGCGGGUUCACCCCGUUGCAUUUUGCUGCUGCCUCCACACACGGUGCUUUGUGUCUUGAACUAUUAGUAAACAACGGGGCGGAUGUUAACAUUCAGAGUAAAGAUGGUAAAAGCCCUCUGCACAUGACAGCUGUCCACGGAAGGUUCACACGGUCACAAACCCUCAUUCAGAAUGGAGGUGAAAUUGACUGUGUGGAUAAGGACGGCAACACUCCUCUCCAUGUGGCUGCAAGAUAUGGUCAUGAACUUUUGAUUAACACCUUAAUAACCAGUGGAGCUGACACAGCCAAGUGUGGAAUCCAUAGCAUGUUCCCCUUACAUUUAGCUGCCCUCAAUGCUCACUCUGACUGCUGCAGAAAGUUACUGUCAUCGGGCUUUGAAAUAGACACCCCAGAUAAAUUUGGAAGAACGUGCCUUCAUGCUGCUGCUGCAGGAGGUAAUGUGGAAUGUAUAAAACUCUUGCAGAGCAGCGGAGCAGAUUUCCAUAAAAAGGACAAGUGUGGGAGGACCCCUCUGCACUAUGCAGCUGCAAAUUGUCAUUUCCACUGUAUUGAGACAUUAGUGACCACAGGGGCCAGCGUUAAUGAAACGGAUGACUGGGGCCGCACCGCUUUGCACUAUGCUGCUGCAUCAGACAUGGAUAGAAAUAAGACUAUCUUAGGAAACGCCCAUGAAAAUUCCGAAGAACUUGAAAGAGCCAGAGAGCUGAAAGAAAAGGAAGCUGCAUUAUGUCUAGAAUUUCUGCUUCAGCAUGAUGCAAAUGCAUCUAUCCGGGACAAGGAAGGCUACAAUAGCAUACAUUAUGCUGCUGCCUAUGGCCACAGACAGUGUCUGGAAUUGCUUUUGGAAAGAACCAACAGUGUUUUUGAAGAGUCAGAUGCCGGUGCUACCAAGAGUCCACUCCACUUAGCUGCCUACAAUGGGCACCACCAGGCCUUGGAAGUCCUUCUGCAGUCGCUGGUGGACCUGGACAUCAGGGAUGAGAAAGGCCGCACUGCUCUGGAUCUGGCUGCCUUUAAGGGACACACAGAAUGUGUGGAAGCACUUAUCAAUCAGGGUGCGUCCAUCUUUGUGAAAGACAAUGUAACCAAAAGAACCCCACUUCAUGCCUCAGUAAUUAAUGGUCACACACUGUGUUUGCGGCUAUUACUAGAAAUUGCAGACAACCCAGAAGUGGUUGACGUGAAAGAUGCCAAAGGACAAACCCCGCUGAUGCUUGCAGUAGCAUAUGGACACAUUGAUGCUGUUUCGUUGUUACUUGAAAAGGAAGCAAAUGUGGAUGCUGUUGACAUCAUGGGCUGCACAGCUUUACACAGAGGGAUUAUGACAGGACAUGAGGAAUGUGUGCAAAUGCUGCUGGAACAAGAAGUGUCGAUUCUGUGUAAAGACUCCAGAGGGAGGACACCCUUGCACUAUGCGGCUGCUCGUGGCCACGCCACGUGGCUGAGUGAGCUGCUGCAGAUAGCACUUUCCGAGGAGGACUGUUCUUUCAAAGAUAACCAGGGCUACACGCCGCUGCACUGGGCUUGUUACAACGGUAAUGAAAACUGCAUAGAGGUACUUUUGGAGCAAAAAUGUUUUCGAAAAUUUACUGGUAAUCCCUUCACUCCACUGCACUGUGCAAUAAUAAAUGAUCACGAGAAUUGUGCAUCAUUGCUACUUGGGGCCAUAGAUUCCAGUAUUGUCAAUUGUAGAGAUGACAAAGGCAGGACACCACUUCAUGCAGCAGCAUUUGCUGAUCACGUGGAGUGCUUGCAGCUUCUUCUGAGACACAACGCUGAAGUGAACGCAACAGACAAUUCAGGGAAAACAGCACUGAUGAUGGCUGCUGAGAACGGGCAGGCCAGCGCUGUGGAUAUUUUGGUGAACAGUGCCCAGGCUGACCUGACUGUAAAGGAUAAGGACUUGAACACACCCUUACAUUUGGCUAGUAGUAAAGGUCAUGAAAAAUGUGCCUUGUUAAUACUUGACAAGAUACAAGACGAGAGCCUUAUUAAUGCAAAAAACAAUGCACUGCAGACACCCCUCCACGUUGCUGCGCGCAAUGGCUUGAAGGUAGUCGUUGAGGAGCUGCUAGCCAAAGGGGCUUGCGUACUUGCUGUAGACGAAAAUGGUCAUACCCCGGCCCUGGCUUGCGCUCCUAACAAAGACGUGGCUGACUGCCUGGCCCUCAUUCUGGCUACCAUGAUGACUUUUUCUCCUUCCAGUACCAUGACGGCUGUCAACUUCGUUUGUUUUAAAAAAGACAGUUUGAGCAGGACGACCCUCUCCAACCUGGGUAGCAUGGUUAGCCUGUGCAGUAACAACGUAGGCUCGGAGGAUGGGUACAAUGAAAAUGAUUCUGAUUCGGAAACAUUUUGACUUUGGACUGUAGAAGCUUUACCUUGAUCACCCAUGUUGGAGGAAGGGAAAGAAGCUUGAAUUCCAGGUUUAUGUUGUGUUCAAGUAUUAUUAUGGGCCCGAGCUUCCAGAAGCCAGUAGAGAAGGAAUUAAUUAAACCGCGGGAAGGCAGCUAGGCUGUAGGGCAAAGCACUCACACAGAUGGGCCUCGAUUUUGCUUUGUUUCAUAUUUUCCUUAGAUCUGAGAUACUUCUGUGAAAGUCUACCUCUCAUUUUAAGUAUGGAAUAAAAAAAUGCAUUUAAUUCUUUUUCUUUGGGGAUAAUGCAACUGAGAGGGAACUGUUCUAAAAGAUUUUUUUUCGUGUACUCACUCGGCAGUGAGUUCUCAGAAGUGUAUCAAUAUGACAUUCAUGUCGCCCAGCAGGGGAGAGAAUGGCUGGGUAGGAAAUGCCUCAAACCUCUUCUCACUUUGAUGUUUACUUCCUUACUAGAAGCCAAAGGUAGAGGUGUUCAUCUUCAGAAAUAAUGCCUUCAUCUUCAGAAAUAAUCUUUUUAAAGGAGUCCAAUUAUUCAUAUCCUCUCUAUAGUAAGCACUUAAAUAUCCAGAACUU
Molecule: messenger RNA, 3876 nt
Organism: Eubalaena glacialis (North Atlantic right whale)
Lineage: Eukaryota; Metazoa; Chordata; Mammalia; Artiodactyla; Balaenidae
Gene: ANKRD44
Product: ankyrin repeat domain 44
Exons: 28
Coding region: 116-3286 (1056 amino acids)
Molecular function (GO): protein binding
Source: RefSeq, a predicted model, not a curated record